Molecule: messenger RNA, 946 nt
Organism: Thecamonas trahens ATCC 50062
Lineage: Eukaryota; Apusomonadida; Apusomonadidae
Exons: 2
Coding region: 5-946 (313 amino acids)
Source: RefSeq, a predicted model, not a curated record
CGACAUGGCAGAUGGCGGCAGCGGCGCCUCGGGCCUGCGCCUGACGUUCCCCAGGUCGUGUCUGGUGGCGCUGCGCGGGAUGUGGGUGCGGUCGCAGGAGCUUGGCGUCGAGCUGGCCGGCGUGCUCGAGGUGGCCGGCGACGGGACGGUGGCGAUGGCCACGAGCCAGGUCGAGGCCGAGGCGCGGUGUGGAUACGCAACCGACGGGUACACGGUGGCGGACACGGCGGCCGACGACGCGGCGUACACCUUUCACACCCAUCCAAUCGAGUUUGACAACGACGACGAGGCGCCGAUCAAUGUGCCGAACCUCAUCUCGUCCGAGGACAUGAUCGGCGCAGUCCAGGAUGCCGCCGCCAACUCUGGCUUCCUCUCCAACCCGACAGGUGCCAACAUGGUUGACGUCCUCCUUUCCCCGCUCGGCAUUUUUGUCUACGGUGCCGGCCGGGGCGUGCUCGACAAGUGGGAAAGCUGCGAGCCGGAGAUCACCCGCGCGAUGGCCGUCGAAUACGCCGCCCACUUUGCGCGCUCAUCGCGCGGCCUGCGACGGGCGGCUAGGGCCAAGCUUGAGACCGACAUCCUCACACUCGACAACGACGGUCUCAAGGCUCACAUCGCCGCCCACCAGGACUCGCGCAACAUGUUCUUUGCCGAAGUUGAGAACGGGAUGAUGAACGACGCCUUUGACGCCUACAUCGGCUCGUGGGGCUAUCUGCAGGAGGGCAAGGGCCUGUACGCAGAGGUCAUCGCGCCGCAGUUUGAGGAUCUUGGCUACACUAUGCCUGGCUGCCGGAUCGCCCCGUCGGCGCCUCGAGUUGUGCAAGAGGCCUGGUUCUCGUCGGCCGAGUUUCUGGCGGCCGAUCCGAGUCGCGGCUAUGCCGAGCUGGACGCGUACCUGGCGCUGCUGCGCGACGAGGGCUUUCGAGUUGCGCCGGAGCGAGCGUGA